ACACUCUACCUAGCCUUCCUAAAGAGAUCAGAGAAGAGAGAACCGGUUCGUCGUUGGUGGUUCGCCUGCUGCGUCCGCGUCUCUUCUGUUUCCGACGCAGCUGGCUGUUCUGCUCGUGCAUUUGAGUCCCGCCGUCACCGCUGGUGGUUCGCCGCAUCUGUUCGCGCUUCGGCCUCUCCUCGCCUCUGGUCGCAGCUUUUCUCCUUUGCUCGCCGCUUCUGUUUCUCUUGCUUCGCUUUUGCGCCUCUGCUCAUCUCUGGGGUUUUAACUUUUUAGGGUUUAACUUGGCUUUACCAGAAGUGGCACUAGCUGUAAGCUGCACUUCCAUAAUCGCCAAUCAGCGCUUUGAGUUCUGAAAGGCGGAGAUGAAGGUGAAAAAGCAGAGGAGGCACAGGAAGGUUCUAAGAUUCUUCACUACUUGCUUUGGUUUGAGGAAGCCAUUCAAGGUUCUCUGCGAUGGCACCUUCAUUAACCAUCUCAUUGUUAAUCGCAUAACCCCUGCCGACGAUGCCCUUGCCAAUAUCCUCACUGCUCCCGUUAAGCUUUAUACAACGAGAUGUGUUUUAGCCGAGUUGAAACGACUUGGUAGCUCAUAUUCUGAGGCUCUUGAGGCAGCUCAACAACUCAUAAUAGCAAGAUGUGAGCAUGAAAAAUGUACUGGGGCAGAAGCCUGCGUCAUACAGGUCAUUGGAGAAAAUAAUUCCGAGCACUUUUUUGUUGCUAGUCAAGACACUGACCUGCGGAAAAAAUUGCGAGAGGUUCCUGGUGUGCCUCUCAUAUAUGGUCUCAGAAACACACUUUUCCUUGAACCUAUAUCUGCAUUUCAGUUGCAAUAUGUUAAAACUGCUGGAGAAAAACGAUUGCAUAUGGACGAUAGAGAGUACCAGAUAUUUAGGAGUAAGGUAAUGAAUAGAUUAUCUGGUGAGGAAGCAGACGAAAUAAUGGAAAACAAGGAUUCAAGAGAUGAAACUAUAAAAGUAGAGGCAUUAAAAAGGAGCAGCACCGCAAGGAAUCCAAUGGAAAUCAAGGAUAAACCUCAGUUCAAGAGAAAAAGAGCAAAGGGACCAAACCCACUUUCUUGCAAGAAGAAAAAAGGUCGUGAAUGCCAAAAUGUUGGUACUUCAAAGGAAACGAAACAAGGAGACAGAUCAGAAAAUGCAGUGAAGAGAAGUAGGAAAAGGAAGAGGUCACAAAAACGGCAAACAGCAACAGAAACCUAGGUUGAUAAUUUUUAUAUAAUUAUUAUUAAAUACGUGUUUAAAGUUUUUGCGCUUAAGAUGAGUGGAGAGAAGUAAAUCUUGAUCGUUGUUAGCAUGGCAGGGCAAAGUACAUACAUACAUUAGUUCUAUGUUAUUUUUUUUUAUACUGUUACUAUUUAUCAUUGAAAUAUUGAUGUUUUAGAAGCUUUGUUCAA
Arachis ipaensis is the source of this 1414-nucleotide messenger RNA. NCBI's taxonomy places the organism in Eukaryota, Viridiplantae, Streptophyta, Magnoliopsida, Fabales, Fabaceae. The record is from RefSeq and is a predicted model, not a curated record.